CUCCAAGUUCGGUUGCAUCGCAGCGCAUACACAAUGGCUGCUCGAAAGAGGAGAAAGCAAACAAUUUUCAGGCCCGCCGCGUCUCGCAAAAAAUAUGAGAAAAAAAUUAUUAAAAAUUCGGAAAAUAGUUGAAAGUGAAGAAAAACUCAACAGAAAGGAUGAUAAAGCGUCCGGGACCCCUGUGUCCAGGCAGUGUUGAACACAUAAAACUGGACAGAAUAAUCACAUCAGUACUAGUCCGGCGCCGUGCAUCGGUCCAUGUAGCUGGUCAGCCUUAGGGUGCCAUGGCCACGGGAACCCAGGGCCACCGUGACCAAGUCCUGGACAAAGCCAAGCUUGCAGUACCUCUGGGGAGGCGCAAGAGAGCAGAAGGCAAGCUGAAGAAGAAUUUCCCUUGUCAGGAGUGUCAGAAAGCUUUCAACAGUCUGGAGAAGUUGAAGGUGCACUCAUACUCUCACACAGGAGAAAGACCCUACCGCUGCUCCCACCCUGAAUGCACCAAGGCUUUCGUCUCCAAAUACAAGCUGCUACGGCAUAUGGCAACUCACUCGCCAGAAAAAAACCACAAGUGUUCAUACUGUGAGAAAAUGUUCCACCGUAAGGAUCACUUAAAGAAUCACCUACAUACUCACGAUCCACACAAGGAGGCAUUCACUUGUCAAGAGUGUGGCAAGAGCUACAACACGAAGCUGGGUUUCAAACGCCACCUUGCCCUCCAUGCUGCCAACAGUGGAGACCUUACCUGCCAAGUGUGCCUGCAGCCAUUCCCCAGCACUGGGGUUCUUCUGGAACACCUCAAAACACAUGCUGGCAAGUCCUCCGGUGGGACCAAGGAGAAAAAACAUCGUUGCGAGCAUUGCGAGCGGCGGUUUUACACCCGUAAAGACGUGCGACGGCACAUGGUAGUGCACACCGGACGCAAAGACUUCCUCUGUCAGUACUGCGCCCAGCGUUUUGGAAGGAAGGACCAUCUGACGCGUCACAUGAAAAAGAGCCAUGCUCGGGAACUGCUGAGGGUUAAAACUGAGCCAGGCGAUUCGCUGGAGCCCGUCAUCUACAACUUGGCGUCUGGGAGCGUAAAGGGGGAGCUCCCGGGAAUGCUGACGCCAAGACCGCACCAGCUGAACGUGUACACAGGCCCCGUCCUCGACACCGAGCCCUUCUCCAGUCCCACACAUCCUUUUUCUUUAAAGUACCCACUGGGCUCCAACUUUACCUCAUACGCCGUGUCCUCACAGGAGCGGGAGCAGAAUCUUAAGGGAGACCUGGAGACCUACCUGAUGGAGCUGCAGAGCAGUAUGCCAUCCUCUGCCUCUGAAGCCCAACAACCCCAACUCUCCUCCUCCAAACUUGAGUUGGUUCCUGAAGUGGGUGUGCUGGAGGAAGCCAAUGAGGAGGUGUCCCUGUCCAAAAUGUCCACAUCAGUAGCAGCACCUGCAGGCGACUCUUUGGCCUUAUCUUCCUCUCUAAUGGAUUUUUCACAGCUUUUCAACUUCCUGCCGCUCAACGCGCCUCCGUACAAUCAGGUAGGGGGCAGUGGGGGGCAGGGUGUCACUUUUCUACCCAAUGAAGAGCCCGCAUCUCUAGUUCAGCUGCCCUCUCAGGCUGCCACGGGCUCAGAGGCUGCUGAGAGUCCACUUCAGGGGCUCUCCUCCUCCUUCAUAUCCAACCUGAGCACUCCAACCACACUGCCCCGCUUCCACCAAGCUUUUCAGUGACCCCAGUACAUCUGGCACAUGCCACUCACAAACACUGACACACAUGUAGAGCUGCAUGCCCAUAUUAAACGCCAUACAAGAUGCAAGUGACCCACGACUGAAGAAAUUGGCACAUCUGUCCAUUUAUGAUAGCAGCAGACACUAACCUGACAGGAGACACAGCACUGACAGCAGCACACUCACACCACAGAGCCGGCUCAGCUUUCUAAUGAUGAGAGUUUGUUUUGGGGCAAAUGUAAGUUAUUCUCUUUUAGAGUCUGUUUUUUUUUUGCCUUGGGCAAUUUAAAAAAGAAAUCCUGAUGUGUCCUUGAUUACAGAGACAUCAGAUGCAUGCUGGUUACCAUAUGAAGCAGUCAUGUGCUCAGACUCACAAAGAAACAAACCGUUCUCUGUGUAUCUCAUUAAUAAGCUUAAUGCAAACAUUAAAGGGCUGCUUUGCAUAAUAACAUGACUGACUGACACUGAGAUGAUUUGGGGUUUUGACAGUUUUCACAUGGAGAAGUGUUACGGCUGAGACACUUGACUGACUUUGGUAUACAUGCGUAUAGUUCUUCAUAUAGCACUUUGGAUUUUCUGGUCUUCAAAGAUCGUUAUAUGUGAUAAGAUUUAAAGAGCAUCCGUAGUUUUGAGGGUUUCUGUUUAGGAGCCAAAGUAUAACGUGAGGUUUUUGGCAGCCAUGAUGGUUCGUUUAUUUCUAAUUAAAGUAGAAAUGAACUUUUCUUUUUUGACUGUACUCGAGUGAGCAGCCAGGUGCUUUACUGUGUCAUACAUUUGCACUGUCAGUAGUAAGACCAUGUGCUCAGCGCGUGGGAUUGCCCAAAGUCCAGUUUCAGCCAUAGGCAGUAUAAAACAUGGACUCCAGGUCUGAAAACUGAAGCCAGUGCAGAAGUGCCUUAAACCUGCAUCUUAAAUGACCAGCAGAUGGUGAGAGCUGUGUUUGCAGUAACUUCCUCUGAGCUCUUGAUCUGUGCUCUCAAAAAACUCAGCCUUGAACUUUGUGUUUGGUGAACUUCAGUUUCUAUGAUCUGGCAUCGUGUUGUGAAGCACUGUGUGAUGUUUGUCCUGAUAGGUGCCAUAGAAAUAAACUGUAACUGUGUUCUGGUCCUAUAGACGUGGAAAACCUGAAUCUGUAAAGACUUCCUGCUGGGUUUUAUAUGCUCAGUUACUCAUUUCAGGUUGCAUUGAAUUAAAAAAUAACAGUAUUGUGUUUAAAAGGAUUAUCUGUGAUAUGCUUAUUGGCUAAAGACGUGUGAUUCACAAGUUGUUAGCCAAUGAACACGUGGCUUCACUGUCAGACCUGCCCCUCUGUCACAUCCAGCCCUUUGGAUAGCCGUGUCCACCUUUCAUACUGUCUGUAGUUUCAACUGUUCCUGAGCUUACUAUCAACACGUGGUGACGUUAUGCAGUCGGUAGUCUGUUGGAAGGUGGGAAGCAUGUCCAGUCUUAUUAGAGCACAGUUUGCUCUCAGAGCUCAGACAGGAAGUUGACAGAACAGUAAAAACAUGUUGCUGAUGGAUCCAUUAAAGUGGUGGUUCAUUCACACUAUUAUACACAAAAUACAAAGUUACUGAGGAGCAGUAUUACAGUUGUCCAUCAAAGUUUACAUUUAACUUUAUCAUUAGUGUUGCCUACAUUUCACAGCAGUACCUUCUUCUUCUUGUUUAAAGCAAACAUUUCUUUCUCACAGAGUUUCAAAGUUGUGCCUUCAAUGUAAAUUUGCCAGUGUGCCUCUGGCUGCUGAAAGCAGAUCCAUCAGUUAUCUUUGUAAACAUUCACAUGAUUUUAUCUUAAGUGUUAUCAGCUGUUCUACUGACACCAAAAUCAUCAUCAGUCAACUUCACUCAUCACGUCAUUGUCUGGCUACGAAGCUCUGUAGGCACAUCUAGAACGACUGCGGACUGGGAAUGAAACCUCACAACCUGCUCAGUGUUUAGAAGUCGGUCCUUUGGACUUACCAGAGUUUCUGCAUUGGUUACCUGUAAUCUGUGGUCUGACAAUCCAGUAACACCAGAAAGUGAAUUUUGGAUGAGUUAUCAGAAAAUGACCAACAGUGACACAGUCCCAUCCACAUGUCGCCCACCCUCGUGUCAGGGUCUGUGCUGUCUGUGCUGCUGAAUACGGUGACGGUUGGGGUCAAAAAUAGACUAUUGAGUGGUAGAAAAUUUGUUUCCAUCAUUGGUAAAGUAGCCACUGUCAUAGUGACAGUGGUACCCCAGUGGAGCGCUUCCUGGAUGCUGUCGCCGUCCCUUCAGUUGUCUUUUGCACAGACUAACCUGACUCUAGGCUGUGAAGUUUAAGUGAUCCAUGUUUCCUCAGUAUCUGGUAUCUAAGACCUGAGGCGGCAAAACGGCCCUAAACCGUGAUAAUAUGUCCAUAAAGUAUUUUCAGCUGCUUCCUUAUUUCCCAGGGGGCUGCCACAGCAGAUGGACCCACAUGUUUCAUUUGGCACUAAUGUCACACUUUCCAUUUAUCUGGGACGGCCACUGUGCAAGGUUUGACCACCAGAGACUGGGUUUCUCCCAGUCUCAAACCAGUUUCAUGUGUAAGUGAAUAUGUUAACCCCUACAACAUGACUGAUUGAUAAUUAUGACGUACAGAGAGAUCAGACCACAUGUUGAGUAUUCAACACAGAAAUGCUGGGAGUAUCAAAUGUUACCAUUGUAGCCGAUGAACCAUCAAACUGCAGUCAUUUUACUUCUAAUGUUUUUCCCUUUGACUGACAUUCAUCCGCAUAUCUUACGAAUAAUAAGGUCCAAUUCAGUCAUUUCAAAUGUUAACAAAGCAACACAGGCUGAACCAAGAGCUAAACACACUGCUGACACAACACAACUUACUGUGACAUGAAGGAGAUGUUAACAGGCUUUCUGGUUUUUACUGGUUACUUUGUCACAUCCUGGCUGUUGUUCCAUUUUUAAAAAGGCUGUUGAGCAUUUUUUAAUUUGUGAAGUGUGACUUGAAGGGAACGUUUCACAGUGUUGUGCAAACCCAGCAUCCCCUGAACAACCUUUAAAAUAAUUACAGCUGACAAAUAGAUCAGUUUGAUGGUCAAGCAAUUGUCAAAAACUGCAUCAUCAGACAUUAGUCGUACAUUAGUCUGCGCUGACUACAUCUAUGAAGAUCUGAGCACUAAAACAACAUCCCGGGAGACAUAGCUGUGUUUACUAUGACACAGUGUGUGAAAAUAAGUCGCAUUUUACUGCAGUGCUUAAUUGGUCUUUACAGAUGAAACCAGUUCUUUGACAUAGCACUGCUUUAGUCCUAAAACCUGCCCUCUGAGGUCACAAUCUGUGUACAGGAUGGUGGACUGAAACAGUUCUGCUCCUGUAUGAUCGAUCAAAUGUAAGGAUUCACAGCACUGGUCCUCGACGUCAUAGUUCACCCACACAGUGCUUUUCAUUUAUGUAGAAACCUCAAAUACUGGACAAAGAAAGUCAAAUUGCCUUGAGGGGUAGAUGUUAACACAUGGAGUGUUUUUGGAUCUUUAAUUAUAAAGAUUUUGAAUUGUUUUUUAUUGAAAGGUGGUUUCUUUAAAUUCUUGGAUCAAAAGGAUGACUUCUCACAGAAUGGGCUGAUGUGGUUGAUGCUCGGUCAGAAGCAGUAGGCAGUGAGCAGCAGCUCCACUCUGCCUCAGUUCCAGGUGCCUAAAUCGGCCUCCACACAGGGCACAUUUCAAACCCUGUUCUCAGUCAGCGUGACGUGGUUCAGAAUAGCAUCAGAUCUCAGCUGAACAAGAAGUGUUCCAGUCAUAUAAAUCAGACACAGCUGAUGCAUCAUACUCCAUGUUAGCUGGUGGUUCUCUUGACAUUUGGAGUGAAAGAUGCUUAAAGAUCUUGAUAAAUGGAUAAGAGCUCACCUUGUGCCAGCUUGUAGUCACACAUUGAAGCAUCACGGUGUAGGAUUGUAGUCCACACAGUAACUAUGUGACAACAUGAACUCGUGCUGCUGGCCGACUUAUGUGGCCCGACAUGUUCAUCUGUAGAUCUGUAGAUCUGCUGGCUACAGACAUACAGGCUACAGCCCGCAGGUGUCAUCUUCAUUUCCUGGACGUGAAGUCCCAAAGACGAUGCUCUCUGUUGGAUUUCUGAGUGUUGGCCUUUGUACAUAAAGGUUGGUCCACUGAGUGUGGAGUUUAUUCAAAGAUGUUCACGAACACAUUUUCUCUCCAUUUGCAUGAAUGCAUUGAUGGUGUGGAACAUAGCUGGCAGUGCGCUCCAUGUUUGUGUCCAGUAUGAAGGAAGCACCGUACACCCCAUGGCGUACUGGUUCCAGUUACAGUGGUGAUGUGUAGACAGAGAAACACUGAGCGAUUGGCGCUUCUCGUGGCUGUGGGUUAGGGUACGUCACCACUCGUCACUCUGACCUGCUUUUGACAGAGUUUCUCUGAGGUUUUGUGUUUUCAUUGGAAUGAAGAUUUCUUCUUCAUGGACAUGUUUCUGAUUAAUGGGGGGAAAUGUAUGUAUUUUGAAUAAUGCCUGUGUAUCUGUGACCUUGACUAAACUGACAUAUCCAAACCAUAUUAGCUCGCAUGUUACUCUGUCACCAAAGUUUGGUUGAUGGGCCGCAGCAAACUGACAGAUGGGAAAGUGUUCCCACCCCACACAGAAUCUACUAAACAAGCGUUCAGUCUUGUUUAAACUGCUGUUUCCAAGGUCAGUAAUGAUGCUUCAUGCUCAUCACUGUGGCUUCUGUUGUAAAUGAGAAGGUAUAAAUAUGUAGUUUCAUAUUUCUUGUAGCUGGAUAUGAAUUGUUUUUCGUUUUGGUUGGAGUCUUUUUUAAACUCUGGUAUCAAACAGUUGCAGUAAAGAGUCUGUUUCAUGUUUGUUGCUUUCACCACUUCCACGAGCGUCAGAUUUAGUGCAAUAGCGUCAACACGUUCUUGUAUAGUUUGACUCCAUGUACCUGUGUCCAUGCCCUGCCUGCAGGGGUCUGACAGUCACUGCCAUAAACAAAUCUUAUUUCAUCCAGUGAGCCUGUUUGGACACCUGAUCCCCUUUGAAGAGCUACAGGGCUGCACACUCUACAGAAAAUGUGAAUCUCACAGAAAUUGAGUCGUCACUUCUCUUCCACCACAUAGGUUAGCAUUUCCACACACACGUGUGGUGACUCGUCUGAUGCCUGUAUAACCCAAUAGUGUUAUAAUUUACCUCACUUUUCUUCUUUGAGCUCCAAAAUUCUGAAAAUAAUGACAAAAAGUUCCCGUCUGCUUUGUGAGUGACCAGAGAUGAACAUGAAUGGAAACCAUAUCUUUGUAGGUUGUGUGAAAUGUGGAACUGAAUUCUGAAUGUUCCCAACCUUUAUGGAAGUUUGCUCUUUGGAUCUUGUGAAUGUUUGUGGUUUUACAAGAGAUGUUAGCAAGCCGCUACUUUUUAUUAGCACUUUUUGUAAAUGGGAUGCGUUUAUUUCCUGCAGCAUCGAGUCUUUUAUUACAAAUGUAUAGAUUCUAUAUUUAGCUCUUUUAGAGAACAAUAACAUGUAAAUACAAUAUAAAUGUUUUAUUUUUGCAGGUACAAUUUUUGACAGUGUUUUUCCUAUAAAGUGUCAUUUUUGCUUUACUUGCACAAUUGCUCUGUGUUUCUCAUUGAGGGCUCUUGCUUUGCAGCUUUGUUUGGACUUAACUGGUCUCCUUUGACCGUUCGUACGCUGCUUUACGUCAGAGUGUACCGUAGUGAAGCUGAAACGAAGCUACUUAAUAAUAUCACUGUGUCACAGAGUGUUUAGAUGUUCCAAAAAUAAGAUGUGUCCAAUAACUCCAUGAGUGUGUCCUCUUCUGUCAUUUUUACACCUCGGUGUGGUACAUUACUUGAUUUCCUCGUGGUCUCUGUCUGAAAGCUGCAGCUAGCUACACAUGUGAUGUAUAACUCUUAUGGACUGUACGACAGAUUCCAGGUACAGAGAAGCAAUAACAGUGGAUCAAAGCUGAUUACAAGUAUUUUAGAGUGAGUGUGUGUGUGUGUGUGUGUGCGUGUGCGUGCAUGCGUGUGUGUCUGUGUGUGUGUGCGUGCGUGCGUGUGUGUGUGUGUGUGUGCGUGUGUGUCUGUGUGUGUGUGCGUGCGUGCGUGUGUGCGUGUGUGUCUGUGUGUGUGCGUGCGUGUGUGUGCGUGCGUGUGUGUGUGUGCGUGUGUGUGUGCGUGCGUGUGUGUGUGCGUGCGUGUGUGUGCGUGCGUGAGUGUGUGUGUGUGUGUGUGUGUGUGCGUGUGUGUGUGUGUGCGUGCGUGUGCGUGCAUGCGUGCAUGCAUGCGUGCGUGUGCGCGGUCCUGGCACGUGCUGAGGCAGGAGAUGCUCUUCAAUGAGAGGCACAGACCUUUAGCAAUUCAAACUUCUUUAUAAGCUUCAAUGGUACCAGUGAACUUUAUUGAAUGUUAUGAAAAAACACUGCAAUAUAUUUUGGUAUUGGAUCAAGCUGCUAACAUACUUCUAAAGCUCCUUAAGGUGCUACAGACCUCCUUACUAUCUCUUCAGACGUAUCGUUUGUACAAAGUAUCCCGUGUAGCUGAACAGUUGGUAUGUGUGUGCCUAGUUGUACUUUAUAGCUUCAUAUAUUUUCUUGUACUGUGACUUUUGUAGUCUUUGCCUUUAAUAUAGUCCCACCCC
Molecule: messenger RNA, 8309 nt
Organism: Pelmatolapia mariae (spotted tilapia)
Lineage: Eukaryota; Metazoa; Chordata; Actinopteri; Cichliformes; Cichlidae
Gene: plag1
Product: pleiomorphic adenoma gene 1
Exons: 3
Coding region: 285-1718 (477 amino acids)
Biological process (GO): regulation of transcription by RNA polymerase II
Cellular component (GO): nucleus
Molecular function (GO): sequence-specific DNA binding; DNA-binding transcription factor activity, RNA polymerase II-specific
Source: RefSeq, a predicted model, not a curated record